Pungitius pungitius (ninespine stickleback) is the source of this 4208-nucleotide messenger RNA. It is a transcript of the gene tmem200b, whose product is annotated as transmembrane protein 200B. The coding region runs from base 485 to 1564 and encodes 359 amino acids. The record is from RefSeq and is a predicted model, not a curated record. NCBI's taxonomy places the organism in Eukaryota, Metazoa, Chordata, Actinopteri, Perciformes, Gasterosteidae. The transcript has 2 exons.
CAAUAAUGUAAUGCAUGGGUUAUAAUGCAAUGUAAGUCGCUUUGGAUAAACACGUCAGCUAAAUGACAUGUAAUGUAACCACUUAGUCGUGAUAACAUAAAGAGAUGGAGAAAACCCCGUGAGCGUCAUGUUGUUGGAUGCAGGUUUCCUGUCCUUUUAUUUUGAAGACCGAGAGCAUGGUUUGGCAGAGGUUUUGCUGCACGCUUCACGGUGCUGGUCCGCUCGCAGCGGCGCGCUGUGCCGCAGAGCGGAGCGCGCAGAGUGGCGGGUCGGGAAUUAUCCGACUCUCCUCAUGAAGAAACGACCGUCUGGCUCACUCACACCGUCCAGUCAGGAGCACUCGGUGAGGACUAAUAAAUAGGGUUGACAGCUGGAUUGUGUUAAACCCGAAUGAUCAGGCUGUUGUGUGUCCCCAAACUAUGAAGAGGCUGCAACAGGAUCCGAGAAAUAAGGUAUUAACAGUAGCUCUGGACUGACCUGAGCCAUGAAGACCCAGAAUGGCAAAGAUGUUACACCCCCACAUCCCUGCGGACAAAAGUCUACCUUUACCUUAAGAGGAAGAAGCAAGGACGGGUUGAUUCAAGGCAAACUUCGCAUCCGCUCCAUACCUGGAGCCUUUUUGGUGCUGGGGGUCAUUGUGGUUGUUGUUGGCACUGCUCUGGCUGUCGCAGGAUACUGGCCCUACCGGUUACAAAGAGCUUCCAUCCUGGGGCCCACAGAUGGGAAAUAUUUCUCUGAGUCACAGACAUCUGGAUCGAGUCUUGAAGGUAAGCCAGCUAAGCUCUCCACAGCCCGUCUCUUCCACAGUGCGCGGAUAAAGCUGCUGGGUCCUGUUAUCAUGGGGGUUGGACUCUUCAUCCUAAUAUGUGCCAACACAAUCCUGUAUGAGAACAGGGACAGAGAGACUCAGAUGCUCCUGGCUCAGAUGCGCACUGUAAUCUGCUCUGUGUCUGCAACGGUUCCCUCAGCAGAACUUAAAGAAAGUGCUGCACCCAACUCCAUGGCUGAACCAGCUGCUCAUCUCAGCAUCCUGCAGGAGCUGUCCAGCUCCGAGCCGCUGCUUGUGACCAGACACCCCAGAGACCAAGAGCAUAUUGUGGAGGGCAUCUACCAGCAAGGAGUUCUUCAGACAGAAGCCCUCGACCAGAAGUCAGAGCCUCUGCUGUCCCUCCACUCAUGCUACUCCAACUCAUGUAAUUCUAGUCAGGAAGACUUUUACACACAGUCUGGCGCUGAGCACGGUGGCAGCUUCAAUUCGCUGCGCCCCCCACAUGUCAAGUUCAACAGCUGCCUGGUGUCCGCCAGCUCUUUAUUCACGCUGGACGAGUUAGAUAUUCCAGCCAUCCAGCCGAGGCGCUGCCACAGUAUGAGCUACAGGACUAACUUGUAUAGAGCUGGAACUGUUGUGCCAGAUGGUCACCAUAAAAUCGAGGAGAUCCAUAUUAAUCAAGUGGUACUUACAGGAGAGACUGGUUCACAGGUUUGUGUGGACAAGGUUGUUGAGACUGCAGAAGAACAAACCUGCCAAAGCUGGCCUCGGCUGGACCUGAUCACCGGCAGCUAGAGAACAAAGAAGACUCAGUGGACAAACUGCCCGGACUAGUUAGAGCAGCAGUGUUAUAAGUGGGAUAAGAGUUUUGGCUCAGGGCCAUUUCAGUGAUUAGCCGCUCUCCACGGAGGGAUACAGUCACCCUGAUAACAAAGGAUCAUAAUCAUAUGUUCCCUUGAAUUCCAUAACUGCACUAUAUUUAAUUUUGUCCAUUGAGGGGCAGAGUGAGACCAAACCCUGGAUUAUCUGGAUUACAGUAUUUCUGACAAGGAUUUUCCAAAAUGUGAGCUUAUUCUCAUUCUUAAAUGGAAUAUUGAUAAAGGGGUUAUGGUUAUGCUUGGCUGCAGAAUAGAUUGAGAAGAUAUUUUAUAUAACUGAAGCAACAAUAUACAGACCCUACACUGUAACAACUGAGAAAACAAAUAGUUCACUUCUGCUGUUUGGGUUGGUUGCGUUGUGAGAAAAUGGAUGAGAAAAGCAAAAUGGGUUUGCCUGUUUCAAAAAACGAGUGUGCACAAGCAUUGAUAGCAGUGUAGCAUUGAUAGAAGGGUCAAUGUUUUCACUGUGCUUUUUUUAACCAAACUAUCUGGACUACCUGAGUUCCUAAAAAGCUAACCACUAGGAUAUAAAAAUCUGAUUUCUUUUCCUAUAUUCCAAAUGAAAUGCAUGGCAGUAUAGUCUGUCACAUCUUAUUACAUACUUGCAAACUUGCUUUUUAGCGGUUUUGAAAUCAAAAUAUGUCAUCCACGUGAAUCCUGUAUAAGAGGGAGGUGAGGGAACUCAAAUUUUCUGAAAAUUUACAUAAAACAUUGUUGGUGUGACGUGUUGAGAUCAGCUUAGACUUUUGGGCAGAAUCUUCAGAAGGCCGUAGUUUUAAAAGCUUGAUGGUACAUCACACAACGUGGAUGUGGCGUGGAGUUUGUCUCAAUGUGAAGUUUGUUUAAAGAAAAUCAAACUGCACCCAGCAUAACAUGUAUGAUACAUUGUUCUACAGCUCACCUUUUGGAUUACACUUAACUCUCUCAAACAACCAUCCCUUUUUUCUUUUUCAGCACUUGUUUUUAUGUAUGUUAUUAAUACUUAUGCAAAGAAUGUUCUUAUGGGUUUUGUGUGUGUUUAAGAAGCAAUGACAGUUAAUUCUAGAUUAUUCAAGUUUUGGGUCUUAUAUUCUUAUUUCUCUUGUAUCAGUUACGACAAUGCGUUAUGACUACUCUACGUCUGUUUCUGAAAUAUUGUCGAUGUGUGCAACGCACACUUUGGACAAUAGCCAGUAUAAUUGCCACUUGUUUUCACUACCACCACAUCCAUCAAUGAGCAUCUCCAGUACGCUGGCCUUCUGAGUCCCUCUCACAGACGUGUUAAGCCGUAUUAUUUCGCUUUAUUGAGACAUCUGUGUACCCUUCAUCCAGGGUGAAAACAUUACCAUAUUUGGAUAAUGAUGAAUAAAACUGUGUAGAGCUACAGCUACAACUGCACAGCACAAGAUAACACCUGGACCACCAGUGAUGAUGUCUAAGUCAGUGAAACAGCUGACUCUGUGUCCUCCAAGUAAUGGCAGUAGGUUCUAAGUAGGGCUGUGCGGUACACCGGUUCAAACGGUAUACCGGCAUAAGAUUUCCGUACAAUACCAUUCGGAGCUAGUUGUCUUAUGUGUGUUAAGAUUGAGUCAUGUUUAUAACUUCAUAACAACAAUGAACAACCGUCAACAAACUCUCUGGGUAAAACACCACAACACAACCGCUUUUGACACAUAAACAUUUUGUAAUACUAAUAUUUGUACAUUUAUUAAAAAAUGUCCCGCUAACAAGCUAACUUGCCGAACACAGCUGUUCGCCAAGGUCGUUUUCGGGGUCGAUUGAAUUAAUGUAUUUACUUGAAAAAGCAAUACAGUGAUAUACCGGGAUACUGUCAGAAUGUUUCUUAAUACCAUGUUUUUGGCCAUACCGUGCAGCCCUAUUUCUAAGCAUUUCUAGUUUAAUUUCUGACAUAAAAAAAGGAUUUCUUUCGGUUAACUUUGACUGAAGUGAACUAUUUCUGUGCGGUCUUAGUAGAGUUGAAUAACCUAGUAACCUCAUUAUGAUGCCACAGUUACAGGUUACAGGUACAUCAUUUCUUUUGUGUAAAAACCUCAGGACUAACAUUUUAAAUAGUGAAAUACAUGAAGCUCAACACUUAUAAAUACAGAAGUUUAGUGAAAAGAUGGUGCAGUAUGAUCUUGAGAAGUGCAUAGAGUAGUAAUAAUAUCUUAUCUACCUUAAAAGUCUUACUCUGGUAUUCUCUGUCUGUGGUGUCUGUUCUGUAUGCAAUGUGUGACCUUUUGUGAUCUAAAUGUAUACCAAACAAUAUGAGCAGUCUGACAGAAGAAUCAAUUGCUUUCUCUUUCCCUGUGUCAACCUCAUAAUCAAAGGUCCCCCACUGACUGACUCCGACAUGCCUUUUUCCACCGGACACUCCCCUGAACAUCCCUUUACACUCUUGUACAUACGCUUGAUCACUUGCACUCACAAAACAGUUGUGUGUAAGUAUGGUUAUCAAUUCACCUGUGCAGCUUUUUUAAAAAAGGUUUUCAUAUUCCUCUGUUAUGCACCAACCACCAUGUAAAAUUCCUUGUAUGUCUAACAUAAUAUGGCAAUAAAUGUUUCUAAAACCUCCAUCUACA